Molecule: messenger RNA, 1188 nt
Organism: Zootoca vivipara (common lizard)
Lineage: Eukaryota; Metazoa; Chordata; Lepidosauria; Squamata; Lacertidae
Product: prokineticin receptor 2-like
Biological process (GO): neuropeptide signaling pathway
Cellular component (GO): plasma membrane
Molecular function (GO): neuropeptide Y receptor activity
Source: RefSeq, a predicted model, not a curated record
AUGAGGCAUGAAGGGCACCCUACCAACAUCACGCUCGCCAGCACCAACUUUGCUGCAAUAUACAGCCACUUCAGCAGAGACUUUCCCUUCUACCCAAACUACACUUUCCCCUUCAACUUCAGCUACAACGACUAUGAUCUACCCCUGGACGACGGUGACGACGUGACCAAGACCCGCACUUUCUUUGCCGCCAAGAUCGUCAUCGGUGUGGCGCUGGUUGGUAUCAUGCUGGUCUGUGGCAUCGGCAACUUUGUCUUCAUCGCCGCUCUGGCCCGGUAUAAGAAGCUGCGCAAUCUCACCAACCUUCUCAUUGCAAACCUGGCUAUCUCUGACUUCAUUGUGGCCAUCGUCUGCUGCCCCUUUGAGAUGGACUACUAUGUGGUCCGGCAGCUGUCGUGGGAGCAUGGCCAUGUGCUCUGCGCCUCGGUCAACUACUUGCGCACUGUCUCACUCUACGUCUCCACCAAUGCGCUCUUGGCGAUUGCUGUGGACAGGUACCUCGCCAUCGUUCACCCACUGAAACCCAGGAUGAACUACCAAACAGCAACCAUUCUGAUUGCCGUUGUCUGGAUCAUCUCUCUAAUCAUUGCCUUCCCAUCCGCGUAUUUUGCGACGGAAACCGAAUUAUUCAUGAUCAAAAACCAAAAGAAAAUUUUCUGUGGCCAGAUUUGGCCUGUCGACCAGCAGAUGUAUUACAAAUCCUACUUCCUCUUCAUCUUUGGCAUCGAGUUUGUCGGACCCGUUCUCACCAUGACCCUCUGCUAUGCCAGGAUCUCGCGAGAACUGUGGUUCAAAACGGUCCCAGGCUUUCAGACGGAACAGAUCCGGAAGAGGCUCCGUUGCCGGAGGAAAACAGUGCUGGUUCUGAUGUGUAUCCUGACAGCCUACGUCCUCUGCUGGGCACCUUUCUACGGAUUCACAAUCGUCCGUGAUUUUUUCCCCACCGUGUUUGUGAAAGAGAAGCAUUACCUUACCGCCUUUUACAUAGUGGAAUGCAUAGCCAUGAGCAACAGCAUGAUAAACACCAUGUGCUUCGUAACAGUAAAGAACAACACCAUAAAGUACUUCAAGAAGAUCAUGUUGCUCAGGUGGAGGUCCACCUACCAUGGAGCCAAGUCUAGCGUAGAUACCGACAUCAGAACUAGCGCCAUGCCUGUGACAGAGGUGGAUUGCAUUAGGCUAAAGUGA